GAGCAAACGUAUUCGUGCUAGAGCAGCUGCUGAGCAAAGGAAAGAGAUGCUGCUGCUGAUUAAUUGCAGAAUUUUUGCCGAAAGUACUCGAUAAAGUUUUGUGCAGAUUAAUGGACAGCAGUGUAAAAUUGGUGUGAUAAAGCUUCAUUUGACAGCAGAUCGAAGAGACCGACCUUUUCCGAUUGCAGACAUUUUCUGGUAAUGUUACCAAUUUCCCAUUCUGAGCAGAAAUAUGAAAAGAUACGAAACCAUUGCUUGAGCAAGUGAAUACAUACGGGCAAGAGAAAGUGGUACCUCAAGCGGUGUGUUUGACUAAAAUAAAAGUGGAAAAACAAUCGUCUUCGCAAUAACACCGUGCGGAACAUGGCUGGAAGUAUUAAGCAAGAGGAUGUUUGCUACGUAGUGGCCAAAUACGACUACGCUUCGCAAGGUGCCCAAGAGCUGGAUUUGAGGAAAAAUGAACGUUAUCUUUUGUUGGACGACAGCAAGCACUGGUGGCGAGUACAGAACACGCGCAACCAGUCCGGCUACGUGCCUAGCAAUUACGUAAAGAAGGAGAAAAAAUCGGUCUCGCUGUUCGAUAGCUUCAAGAAAAAGGUCAAGAAAGGUUCGGGCAGCAAAACGUUACCGAACUGCUCACCCUCUCGACAGGUUGACAGUCCUACCAUGAGCCGGCGACUACCACCGGAUCCGUCGGAAGCGAUCGCUUCCACCCCGAUAGGAUCUGCCAUAGUCAAAUACAACUACCAGGCGCAGCAACAGGAUGAACUGUCGCUGACGAAAGGCACACGGAUACUGAUAUUGGAAAAAUCAAACGAUGGAUGGUGGCGCGGCCAGAGCGGGUCGGCCACCGGUUGGUUCCCGAGCAACUACACUACGGAAGAAAACGAAGACGACACCCUGCAUACGUACGCGAUGGCGGAAAAUGUGCUAGACAUUGUCGUUGCCCUUUACUCUUUCAAUUCGAACAACGACACUGAGCUAUCGUUCGAGAAGGGCGAUCGGUUGGAAAUCCUCGAUCGCCCCGCGGCUGACCCCGAGUGGUACAAAGCACGCAAUAAUAACGGACAGAUUGGGCUGGUGCCGCGAAACUAUCUUCAGGAGUUGUCGGAAUAUUUGGCGCAACCGUUUAGAAGCAAUGGCAGUGGUCCGGACUCUCUCGACCGCCGGCCUAACGACGCGCAAUCCAACAACAACAAUUCCAACACGAACAAUAGUAACAAUAACAACUCGCAGCAGCCGGAGCGACCCCAUCUAACCGGCAAAAGCUGGUACUAUGGUGCCAUAACGCGAAGUCAAUGUGAUACGGUGUUGAACUCUCACGGACAUGAUGGUGACUACUUAAUUCGCGAUAGUGAAACAAAUCUGGGAGACUACUCAGUAUCGCUGAAGGCACCGGGACGCAAUAAGCACUUCCGCGUGCACGUCGAAGGAAACAUGUACUGCAUUGGGCAGCGUAAGUUUCACACUCUCGAUCAGCUAGUGGACCACUACCAAAGAGCCCCCAUCUACACCAACAAGCAGGGCGAAAAGUUAUAUCUUGUGCGACCAUUGCCCAAAGCCAAUGGUACCUAAGCUUGACUGGAGUAUGCAGAUAAUGCAUAAGUUCAAUAUUUCUCCGAAUCAUCGUAGACAAUUGUGAUCCGGUUAACGAUAGGGCGGCACGGAAGGCGAACGAGUUCGUAGUAGUGUAAGGGCGCUAAGGAAUGAACAAUAUUAGCUAUCGCUUCCGAUGAGAGUAUACUGCUUUGGCUGGAUUCCUCAAAUAGAAGCUUUGCUCGAUUCUUGUAGCUGGAAACGUUCGUGGAAAUAUUGUUCGUUUUUCUUUGUUUUAAGAUACUCAUAUGCUAUUUACUCGUUUUCGUAAGAUUUUAAUGAGUUGGUUAUUUGUUUUUAUAAUUUCGAAAUCGAGUUUUAACCUCUUUAAAAAAAUUCGCAGUUUUGAAAAAAGUUUGAUGAAUGAUAAAUGAGAAAAAGCAAGAAACUCAAUGUAGCAUUUUUAAUCGAAAUGAAGAUAGCUAUAAUAGAAAAGCUGAUUUGAAUUCAAGAAGGCACAAUCGAUUCACGCGUUGUACGGUCAUCGCGUCAAUGGCGAUGAUUUGCAACCGACAGGUCUUUCGAAACACGAACGAGAUGAAGUAAUGAUAAUUAGUAAUGAGAUAGUAAUUUAUUUAUUUUAGAACAACCUAUCAUCCACAUAUAAAAGCCGUGCCCAUCAAAUCCACAAGCGUCAUGGUGGUCGUUUCCCAAUACGUCUGUAUGCGCGGUGCUCUCUUUUGUUCUUUCGCUUAUCGCAUAGUUGACUGAUCUAUAUAGAAUCGUAAUGCUCGAUAAACUUGUAAAAAGAGUUAGAAUGAACCUCUUUAGUUACUUGGACUAUCUUCUUCAAAUUGUUUAAAUGAUUUAAACCUAUUCCUCCAAUUCAAAGCGAUGUUUAUUUUUACGAUCAACUCUAGCCUAUUCUUACAUCACUAUAAAUUAGUUUUGUCUGUGAAAAAGAAAACGAGGAAGCACUUGUAUGAGGUAAGAAUAACUCGAAAUAUGAUUUCACUUUUUCAUAUUCUUUGAAUCUUCGUUUUGCUGUUUGAAAAUACGUCCCGAUCGGGAUAAUCCUCUUGAUGGGAGGGUUAUGGUUUUACCUUUUUCCGUAACCUUUGCUAUCGAAAGCAUUUUUUGCCAGUUAACUUUGUACUAAUUUGUUUCUUUCAAGAAGUAAUCACGAAACAUAACCUAAAAAAAGAGAUACAUGUAGCACCCAAGAAAUAAAACAAAGAUCUACCAAAAUACUUGCAAAACAGCUAGUUAAUUGCUGAAAGUCGCAUAAAGUUAAUAUGUGAAGAAGCACCAAACCAAAAAACAAAAAUUCCGGCCACUGGCAGACACAACAGAUUGUUACAAACACUUGCUGCUGUGUGUCAUAAUUCGAAGUCGUUCUUGCCACCAAAUGGGAAGUCGAGGUUUUUCUUGUCCACGGGAAGCAGGACGACAAUCGGUGCUAAACAUCAUGUAUUGGUUGUUUAUGGUUGUUUCAACGUUUUGGCGUUUCGGCUUAAUGGGGUUACCCAACGUGCUCUAAUCGAAUCGAGUGAAAAAAGAGCCUAAACAUAUUUUACUGUCAAAACGAUAGCUCUCAAAGCUUAUGUACCGCCAUAAGGGACACGCUUGGAACUUAUUUGCUCGGAAGAUAAAGCAGAGCAAAUGUAAUAACCGAUUUUAAGGUAUUAUAUGCAGCAUUUCUUAAUCAACAUUCGUAAAAAACCGCGAAUCAUAUGGAAUGUGCACAGCAUUUACAUGGCAACUACCCCUUCCGGAUUGCAAAUGUAUUUUUAUUUUCAGUUGAAUCCGUAGUGAACCGAAAUACUUUCGCUACUGAUCAUUCCACUGUCGAUCCGGAGUGAUGUAUCUAAAACAAAACAAAACAAAACAAAAAAAGUAGUAAAUAAAACGCAACAUAACUAAAUCGUCGGGAAGGGCCAAGCACAGCCGGGUGGAACUUAGGCAAGAGGUAAAAUACGUUAAACGCAGCAUACAAAAUGUGCACAACUUUGGGAGCGAUGGUCUGAGAAUUUUAUACAAGGUAGCACAUGUGAUGGAAUUAGUCAUUUUGAUACUUCCUACUUUUAUAUCAACCAAACCAUGUAACCUUUUGGACGAAACCCAACCAUUAAUGCGCUGCACAGUGGUGAGAUGGGAAGCUUCUGUCGUGAUGUAACAUGAUGCGUGUAUGUGUGUGUUUUUAUGCAUGUAUUUCCCGCUGUGGUUUGCUUAGGUGAUCUUUCUCAAUCUUCCAGAAAUAUUUUGCGAUCGAGCGUAACGACGAUCACUUCUUUGUCCAACACUCUACCCGCUACGACGGCUCGAAGGACAAUUUCUGUCAGCUAUGUGUUCCAUUGUAUUGUUUGUCGUUUGGAACAUCUUUCCCGUCCGUCUUUGGUGUUGUCUUUUGUGUUAUGCAAAACAAAUGUAUGACGGUGUUUGAUAUUAGACGAAUAAUCGACGCCGAUCAUAAGGAUUAGGAAACAAAAAAUCGAACGAAUAAUUAGAGUCUAGCUGAUCGCCGCUCGAUGUGAGGGUAUGUGUAUAUUGGGACUUGCGACGAUAUGCGUAACAAUAUCUUCCGAUAAUGAUAUGGAUUAGCAGCCCCGUUAUCUCACGAUCAUCAUCUAUUUGAUAAGUAUCAUCUAGAGAAUAGUAAGGUAGAAUCUAACGAAAGUUUGGCACUAAUUUUUUGAUGAACAACUCGUGUGGCGGAAGAUGCCGUGCAUGAGAGAGUGGAUGUAGAAUUGGUGAAAGCAUAACAAACACUGUCAUCUUACGCAACGCAACCAAUAAGCAUGGUUCCAGGCGGGCCAGAAUAUCAAUAUAAGAAACGAAUUUCUAUUUGCCUUCGAUGUCGAGGAAACAGUUCCAAUUGAAAUAGCGAAACAACAUUGGUGCAAUGUUAAUUUAGCAAAACGAAAAUGGAUCACGAUGCAGAAGCAUAGGUGGCUUCAUACCCGCUUAUAGUCUGUUACCGAUAGUCAAAGGGUUCGGUGAAACAAUGGAAUGAUGCAAUGAUUUGGUGAGCGAAUAUUCAUUAAAACGGUUGCGCGAAAUGAUCAAAAUGUAACAUUUUGGGUUUGAUAUGUACAUUGUUAUUGUUCGUCCGAACGUAACAAUUGGGUAUUUGAGUUCCAUUUAUGAUUCCAUUGAGUAUGAUGGCGCCAGGGGAACGGAUCCGUUUUAUACGGGUGCAAUGCGAGCGUUAACGAAUUUUGUGCAAUUUUAGAAAUGUUUCAACCAUUCCAUGUGAGGCAUCCAAUGACUUCGACGUCCAGCAAACCGUCAGCCUGUCUAUGAUUUUUUUACCAUCAAAAACAGAAUGAAAGAUAUUUACGAUAGCGAUAUCUAAGCGACACAGUUUUAGUGAAACCUCUGCUUCCCAUCGUAUACAGUCAGAUGACAUCUUUUCUUUACGGCGUAACCUUAUUAACGUGUGAAGGAAGCAAAAAAACGCAAAACGUACACUGAGCGUGAUCGUCAUUAUCAAUCACAAUUCUUAUUACGAAUAUAAACAUAUAUUCUUUGCUACUUUUCAUCCAUGUACCGUUAAGGCACCCUAAUUUAAGCAGAUUGAUGAAAAAGAAUCAAUGCGUCAGCACCCACCAAACGGGGGUGUUGCUAGCUAAACUGACGAAUUGACAAACGAACCGUAAAAGUUUAGUAACGAUCAUGAAUACAAAAAACAAGACGGACGGGACGGGCAGACAGUGCUGAAUCAUCCUAAUACCAAAAUAUACAAUUAACAUAUAGAAUAUUAUAAAAAAAUGAAUUAAAAUAAUACAGACAGCAGCAGGCACGGCAAAGUCAUCUUGUGUGGUAACGAACCUUCUGUUUGAUGUUUGGCGGGAAGAAAUGAGCCGGAAGAAAGAAAUAUGUGGAAAAAAUCUAGCUUAGUGAAAAAUACUGGCCGCCAGAAUGGAGCACUUCGACAGAACAUUAAAAUAAAGUAUUGUCCGUAAACCAAACGCGCUCCCUGCAUGAUAUUGAGGGUGUCACUUGGAACUGCACAGAACAAGUACUGAAACAGACUGGACAGAGAAGAGUGAAAGAAUCCUGCGACAGGAACGAACGACCACAGUUCGGUGUACGUUAAGAUAGUAGCGAUAGCAAAAGCGGUGCAAGUAAAAAAGACAUACAGUAAAUGAGGAAAUGGUUUUACUGUCUACCGUGGACAAACUAAGUCAUUGCAAUAAAGGUAAGAUCCAUGAAUCUAGAGCAAAAAGUGUUCGAAACAACAUUACGAAAUGUGGGUCUUUUUUCUAGAAAAGAACUCGUACCCUCAAAAAUGAGGUUUUGA
Anopheles bellator is the source of this 5839-nucleotide messenger RNA. It is a transcript of the gene dock, whose product is annotated as cytoplasmic protein NCK1. The transcript has 6 exons. Bases 364 to 1575 code for a protein of 403 amino acids. The record is from RefSeq and is a predicted model, not a curated record. NCBI's taxonomy places the organism in Eukaryota, Metazoa, Arthropoda, Insecta, Diptera, Culicidae. Gene Ontology annotation, molecular function: protein binding.